CCCCAACCCCCCAAGGCCCCAACCCAACACUCCCUCCUCCCAAGACCCCCCAACUCCCAAGCUAAACCCCCUUCCUUCGUUUUCAUUCUUUCGUUUUUCGAAAUUAUUACAGGAAAAAAUGAAAAUUAGAAAGAACUGUAACGAGGAGACAGAAUUAAUGGAUCUCCUUUGACCUCUCUCUGCUCUGAGCCUCUCUCUGCUCUGAGCCUCUCUCUCUCUCUCUCUCUCUCUCUCUCACAAAGCAGAGGAAUACUAAACGGAGAGACAUAGAUCUCCGGUCGAUUUUGUCCGGACGGGAAUCUGACAUCAUGAGACCUGAAGAAACCACUUACCAGUCGGCACUGGACAAACCCCUUGAUCAGCUCACUGACGAAGACAUUUCACAGCUCACCCGCGAGGAUUGCCGUCGAUACCUCAAGGAAAAAGGCAUGCGUCGUCCAUCUUGGAACAAAUCUCAAGCGAUCCAGCAAGUUCUUUCCUUAAAGUCGCUGCUUGAGACGAGGUCGGACUCCGGCGCCGGUACUCGCCAGAGUUUCGUUUCCUCCCGCCCGGAAAAUCCACUGCCGCAUCAUAUCCCUUCUGGUCCUGUAUCGGCUUCUGAUGAACACGUAUCGUAUCGGCGAAAAGAUCCACCGAAACUCCCUUUUUCCGGUAAUGUGUCGGCCCGUCUCCCCUCCACCGACAACAACAAAUCCAUCCCUCCCACCCCUAACAGCAGAAUCAAAAGCGUAGCGAGUGAACCAGUGGGUCAGAUGACUAUUUUCUACCAUGGAAAAGUGAAUGUCUAUGAUGAUGUAUCGGCUACUAAGGCUAGAGCAAUCAUGCAACUUGCAGCCAGCCCCAUCUACUUGCCUCUGGACACUCCAUCUGGUGUAAAUACAGCAAUUCGUCCCUUUCCUUGCCAUUUACAGGCAUCAUCUGACACACCAGGAUCCAGCUCUCCGGCAUCAAGCUCUCCAAGUUUGCAAACAACAAAAGUUGCAGUAAACACUGUGCCGUACAAGGAAGAAGGCAGCAUGUCUCAUGAAGUCGAACCUGGUCCAGCAAGUAGAAAAGCAUCAUUGCAAAGAUACCUUGAGAAGCGAAAAGACAGGUAUAGUUUAAAGGGCUAAGAUGUUCUUUUGGAAGAGAAUAAAACCUGUGUUCGACUCAACUAAAUGCCCUUCAAACUACCAAUUUCUGUCAUCGUGUCUGGCGACUGUGUUAAGAGGAAGAUUUAAGAGCAAUAGAAAGAUAGAGGGAUCAUCUUGUUCUACCUUGGGAAUGUAUUUGAACUAUCAAGUGAAGAUUAAGCAUCCUAAGAGGCAGUCAACCCAACACGGCAUGUAUUCACCAUCCCAUCCCAGACCACCUCACACGCCUAACUCGUAGCUCAGUUGGGAACCAGGCCAAGGAUGUUGAUCUCAGUAACAAUGGUAAGCUGCACAUCUUUCAUGGGAACAUAACUGUGUUUCAACAAUUGCAUGCCUCUUAAUCAAGAUAAAAUGAUCUGCCUGAGUCUCACAGAAUGCUCAAUCGUUCGGUGAGUCCAUGCCUUCCUUUGGCAGUCCUUGGCAACCAGGCUUUCAUCCACGUGUGUUCUAGAUGCCUAGAACUCUUGGGUACAAGGCUUAUCUAUGGGGAGCCAAGUGUUCCAGCUCUAAAUGACUGGCGGGUGGUGAACUGUUUGAUAGCUAACUUAAGAUGGAUCAUGAUUAAAGACUUAGAGAAACAAUGUCAACCUCAUGGUUUAUUCUUUGCGGAUCAUUGUCAGUUUCAUCUUUGGGCACCCUUGGGAUGAACAGCAGGAGUGAUGAGAGUACUGGUGGCAUGUGCCUCAAUUUGAUGUAAGAGAUUAUUAGCUUCAUGUUUUGGGUUGCUCUUAA
Macadamia integrifolia is the source of this 1865-nucleotide messenger RNA. RefSeq names its product protein TIFY 4B-like. NCBI's taxonomy places the organism in Eukaryota, Viridiplantae, Streptophyta, Magnoliopsida, Proteales, Proteaceae. The record is from RefSeq and is a predicted model, not a curated record. Gene Ontology annotation, biological process: regulation of defense response; response to wounding; regulation of jasmonic acid mediated signaling pathway. Gene Ontology annotation, cellular component: nucleus. Bases 309 to 1112 code for a protein of 267 amino acids. The transcript has 7 exons.